AUGCCUACCCCUCUGGACGAUACACUGCCCUCACUGACUUCUCUCCGCUCUCCUUUACAUCAACAUAACCUUCCUUCCCACCACGACGCGCAGUUCCCGCACUCCCAAGAACUAGACUCCCUUUCGCCAUCCGGACAACGGCACAAGAGAAACACUGAGAUUAAAGAGCUUCCUGAAGACUCCAAACACCUCCUCGCACCCGAAUACUUUUCAGAAGACUCAGAAGACGCAGACGAUAAUUCUAUGCCGCCCAAAUCGCGCCGCCCGAAAUCCGUAUUGGUGCCAAACGGCUCUACCUCUAGCGGAGGGGAAAACGGUCACACAAACGGCAGCAUGAAUAAUAAUGUCGAAUACCGGCGCAAAAACGCUUCUCUGGAUUCCAAUGCCGUCACUACGAAUCUUAUGACGCGCGAGUCGUUUACGUUGGAUGACCAUGUGCCGCGAACACCGACUAUAAACAACCAUGGCUUCUUCCAGCUGCCUAUGCAGGAUAGGAGGAAUUUUGGACUGCUGGUUUUGCUAUACUUCUUGCAGGGUGUGCCGAUGGGGCUCGCGACGGGUUCAGUGCCAUUCUUGUUGAAAGGAAGAAAUCUGUCAUAUAGUGCGCUGGGUGUAUUCAGUUUGGCUUCAUACCCGUACUCCUUGAAGCUGUUAUGGAGUCCCAUUGUAGACGCGAUAUGGACGCCGCUGGUUGGGAGGAGAAAGAGUUGGAUCAUGCCUAUUCAGAUGCUCUCCGGGAUCGGGAUGUUAUGGCUUGGCUCAAGAGUGAAGGGUAUGAUGGUUACAGCGGGCGCAGACGACGGGUCUGGAAUCUGGGGCUUUACAGGCUGGUGGUUCUUCCUAGUGUUCAUGUGUGCGACGCAAGAUAUCGCAGUGGAUGGAUGGGCAUUGACUCUCUUAACUCCCGGAAAUAUAUCUUACGCAUCAACCGCGCAAACCGUUGGCUUAACAGCCGGGCAAUUCAUGUCAUACACCGUCUUCCUCGCCUUCAACUCGCCAGAUUUUGCCAAUAAAUGGUUCCGCAAGACACCACUCGACGAAGGCGUCAUGACACUUGGAGGCUAUCUCACGUUUUGGGGCUGGGCAUACAUAAUCGUCACUCUCGGGCUCGCAGUUCUGAAGAAAGAAGAGAAAACUAAGAAUGAGGACGGCAUUUGGGAUGUGUAUAAAGUGAUGUGGGGCGUGUUGAAACUCAAGAACAUCCAGACCAUAAUCAUCAUCCAUCUAAUUGCUAAAAUCGGCUUCCAAGCCAACGAUGCUGUUACCAAUCUGAAGCUCAUCGAUAAAGGAUUCAGCCAGGAAGAUCUCGCCUUGACAGUGCUCAUCGAUUUUCCUUUUGAGAUUGGGUUGGGGUAUUAUGCGGGGAAAUGGUCAACUACUUAUACGCCUAUGCGGCUGUGGUGUUGGGGUUUUGUAGGCCGUCUAGUAGCUGCUGUUAUUGCUCAAAUCACUGUGAUUAUCUUCCCAGCAAACGGCGUUGAUACGUGGUACCUGCUUGUCGUUAUCGCGGAGCAUAUCUUUUCUACGUUUACGAACACGGUCAUGUUUGUCGCCAUCUCUGCUUUCCAUGCAAGGAUUGCGGAUCCGGUUAUUGGGGGCACUUAUAUGACUUUGCUUGCUACCGUAUCUAACCUAGGCGGUACAUUCCCCCGUUUCUUCGUCCUGAAACUCGUCGAUCUCUUUACAGUCGCCACCUGCCUCCCCCCACCCACAGACUAUAAACUCGCGGCCGGCCUCCACGGACCCCUCGUUACCUCCCCAUUCAGCUGCUCCCUGUCGGCAGAGAAAGACCGGUGUAUACAAGGCGGGGGAAUCUGCGAUGUGAGCCGGGAUGGAUACUAUGUUAUGAAUAUUGUAUGUGUGCUUAUUGGCGUCGUGACGUUUUGGGGCUUCAUCAAACCGGCGGCUCUCAAGUUGCAGGCGUUGCCAUUGAGGGCGUGGAGGAUUGCUGAAGGGAGUACGUAA
This is a messenger RNA of Lachnellula hyalina, 1965 nucleotides long. RefSeq lists its product as uncharacterized. The coding region runs from base 1 to 1965 and encodes 654 amino acids. The record is from RefSeq and is a predicted model, not a curated record. The transcript has 2 exons. Gene Ontology annotation, molecular function: acetyl-CoA transmembrane transporter activity. Lineage: Eukaryota; Fungi; Ascomycota; Leotiomycetes; Helotiales; Lachnaceae. Gene Ontology annotation, cellular component: membrane.